UCACCCUGCUGUUCCGCCGCUUGCAAGCGUUCAAACCUCUUGAUCGCUCUGUUCUUCAUCCGCCGGUCGUCGGACGGCAUGCGUGCAAAUGUCAGCUGCUCUCUCCAGUCGCAUCUCGCCGGAUUGUCUUUGAGUAGUAUUGUUUGACAUUACUGAAGAACGUCAUUUCUUUCUUAUUUAUCGUCGUUUGUUCAAUCCGACUAUCGGAAGAUUGAUUCUAGACUGGAAAUUGGCUGCUCACUUCAUCUCCAGGCGCUUCAUGCCGUUCGUUAUGCUUCUCCCAUAGCAGAAAGCAAACGUCCAGCGGCUAGAAUUGCCGCUUGCCCUAAAGAUAGGCUUUCUAGUCUUUCUUUCACGACAAGUUCAAUUUCUUCAUUAAGGAUACACGUGUGGUAGUACUUUUGGCUUGACUAGAACAACCCUUCUGUGUCUUGCUCAGGAUGAUAUCAGCUGACAUUGUGGACUUGUCAAAUGAUGAUGAGGAAGGAUCAAACCUGAAAGCCGUGAAGUUGGAGCCAGAUGUUGUUGGGGCUGUGAUGCUACCAAAAGAGCACACGAAGAAAAAUGUCAUCAAACAUGAAAAACCAAAUACUGAAUUUGUCAGUCAAAGAUUUGAUGAAAAUAGGAGCCCCAAUGUUUUGAGUGCUGGUCAAAGUAGCUCUAGUAUAUUGGAUCAGGUGCCAUCUCCAGCUGAUGAUUCUGGCCUUACAUCCCCAUCUCCCUUGUGUCCUGCACCAGUUUGUCGACAGUUCUGGAAAGCUGGCAACUAUGAUGAUGCAGUUGCUGCUAAAGUCACUGUUCAAAGUUCCAAAGGCCAUCUUCAUGUCCACCCUAUGUUCCUUCAUUCGAAUGCUACUUCACACAAAUGGGCCUUUGGAGCUGUUGCAGAGCUGCUUGAUAAUGCUGUUGAUGAGAUCCCCAAUGGAGCUACCUUUGUCAAUGUGGAUAAAAUCUUGAAUGCAAGAGAUGGAAGUCCUGCUUUGUUAAUUCAAGAUGAUGGAGGUGGAAUGGAUCCUGAAGCAAUGAGGAGGUGUAUGAGUUUUGGAUUUUCAGAUAAGAAGUCAAAAUCAGCUAUUGGACAAUAUGGAAAUGGUUUCAAAACAAGCACUAUGAGACUUGGUGCAGAUGUCAUUGUCUUCAGUCGACACGUGAAUAAUAGGGUAUCAACGCAGAGCAUUGGUCUUCUAUCCUAUACAUUUUUGAGCCGUUCAGGCUACAACAGAAUUGUAGUGCCUAUGGUAGAUUAUGAAUAUAACAAAGCAAGUGGCAAAAUGGAAAUAUUGCAUGGCAAGGAGCAUUUUAUGUCUAACCUUUCCAUACUUCUGCAGUGGUCGCCAUACUCAUCAGAAGCUGAACUUCUUAAGCAAUUUGAUGAUAUUGGAUCUCAUGGCACAAAAGUAAUCAUCUAUAAUUUGUGGUAUAAUGGAGACCGCAGAAUGGAGCUGGACUUUGAUACAGAUCCAGAGGACAUUUGCAUUGGUAGAGAUAUUAAAAAAAUUGACACUCUCCGUGCAUCGAAGGCAAUCUGUGAGCAGCACAUUGCUAAUCAAUUGCAAUAUUCUCUUCGUGAAUAUUUAUCCAUCUUGUACUUGCGGAUAUCGGAGAAUUUCAAAAUAGUAUUGCGUGGGAGGGCUGUUCUGCAUCGUAAUCUUGCCGAUGAUCUCAAAUUUAUCGAAUACAUUUUGUAUAAGCCUCAAAGUGGUGGAUUUGUAGAGGGUGUGGUUGUUACUACAAUUGGGUUCCUGAAGGAGGCCCCACAUGUCAAUAUACACGGUUUUAAUGUGUACCACAAAAAUCGUUUGAUUCUGCCAUUUUGGAGGGUUGUGAGCUAUUCAGACAAUAGAGGAAGAGGCGUUGCUGGUGUUCUCGAAGCAAAUUUUAUUGAGCCUACACAUAAUAAACAAGACUUUGAGAGAACUUCUCUUUUCCAGAAACUUGAAACUCGUUUGAAAGAGAUGACUUGGGAAUACUGGGAUUAUCAUUGUGGACUCCUUGGGUAUUGUGUUAAGAAACAACUUCGCGUGACAUCAUCCUCACAGAUACCAUCUAGCAUCACAGUACCUGCUGGUACAGAAAAUCCUCACAUAUUGAAACAAUGCUUUCCAGUUACGGUCACAGAGGGUAGAGAAAGAGCACGUGGGAGGUCUGAACAAUGUACACUGGAAGCACAGGGAAAAUCUAGAGAAGGAGUAUGUAACAAAAGAAAGGCAGAUGUUUUGGUAGAAGAUGAACAGUCUGUUUGUGCUAAUCAACCGAAAAAUCAGCAGGCUAUUAUUUUGUUGGAAGAAAAUAGGAAGCUCCGUGCAAAAUGUUCAGACUAUGAAAAGCGGAAGGAAGAACUUAAUCUCAAGGCAACGCAAAUUAGGAGCGACGUACGGGAAGUCAAACUCGAGAUCCAGCGGCUGUUGGAUGAGUUAAAAUCUAUGGAAGCAGUGAAGGUUGAAGGCAUUGUAUAAAUGUACAGUGAUUGGGUUCACUUUUUGUGUGUGUUUAGGCCCUUUGGAAUUGGAUAACAUAACCCUGUAGCUAAAAACCAAGAAAUAUGAUGAUAUAGUUUCUAUACAUACAUGGCCGCCCUACCUUUCUUCUUCCCAUGGCCACCUAUAUGGGACUCCCCCUUCCCUUCAUUUCCCCCUCAGCUUUGAAAAUAGUUUCCUACAAUUUGUUUUUGUGGCUAUCGUCUGUCGGUUUCGUUGACGGGAAAAUUUCCCACUUGUACAGACAUGAAAAUCCACCUUGUAAUACUAACCAAAAUUUCUAACAUUCUUGUUACUUAUCAGUGUUAUUGGUAUAUAUAUAUAUGAAUUGGCCUUUUUUUUU
Molecule: messenger RNA, 2820 nt
Organism: Cucurbita moschata (crookneck pumpkin)
Lineage: Eukaryota; Viridiplantae; Streptophyta; Magnoliopsida; Cucurbitales; Cucurbitaceae
Product: protein MICRORCHIDIA 6
Exons: 20
Coding region: 441-2456 (671 amino acids)
Cellular component (GO): nucleus
Molecular function (GO): ATP hydrolysis activity
Source: RefSeq, a predicted model, not a curated record